AUGACAUCAUCAACCGAUAUAUUAAUUGUUGGUGCUGGUCCAACUGGUCUUAUGUUCGCAUGUCAACUUUCACUUCAUCCAAAUAUAUCUUUUCGUAUUUUUGAUAAAAAUCCUACUCGUGCAACUGAAUCGCGUGCACUUGUUGUUCAUGCUCGUUCAAUGGAAGUACUUUCACAACUUAAUCUUAUUGACAAAGCAAUGUCUAAGGGAAAAUUAGUUGAUAGUAUGAAUGGAUUUUUUUCCGGUAAACGUGCUUUUAAAAUGGAUUUUACUAAGAUGCGUGAUAAACAACAACCUUUACUUACACGUUAUCCAUAUGCAUUAUUUCUUGAACAAUCAAAUACUGAAGAAUUAUUAGAAACAUAUUUAAAUGAACAUGAUAUUAAAGUUGAACGAGGCAUAGACGUAAUGGAUGUUACAGAUAUUGAUUCAACAAAUAAUACUGGUGUUGAGGUGACUUUAUCUAAUGGUGAUCGUGUUCGAACAAAAUAUGUUUGUGCAUGUGAUGGUGCACAUAGUACUAUUCGACAUAAAUUAAAUUUAUCAUUUGCUGGUCAAACUUAUUCAUCAUCAUUAUUUAUUGCUGAUUGUACAAUUAGUAAUUCACCAAUGGGACAACAUGAAGCUGGAUUUUUUUUCCAUAAAGAUGGCUUCGCUGGUAUAUUUCCUAUGGUUGGUGAUCAAUGUCGUAUUGUGGCAACAAUUAAUGAAGAAAAACAAAAAAAUGCUGAAACAAGUUUUGAACAUGUUUCAAAUAUGGUUAAAACUCGUAGUCGAUUUCACAGCUUAAAUAUAAGCAAUUGUAUAUGGUCAUCUGUAUAUCAUUCUCAUCAUCGUCGUAUUACAACAUUUCGAUCUCGAAAUCGAUAUUUUUUACUUGGUGAUGCUGCUCAUAUUCAUUCACCAGUUGGUGGUCAAGGCAUGAAUACAGGUUUACAAGAUGCACAUAAUCUUGCUUGGAAAUUAGCUUAUGUCUUAACACAUUCAGCAAAUGAUCGUCUUCUUGAUACAUAUCACGAUGAACGUUCCGUUGUAGCCAAGACAUUAGUCAAUACAACCGAUCGAUUAUUCUCAAUAAUGACUAGUAAUAAUUGGUUUGUGAAAUUUUGUCGUCUUAAUAUUGUGCCAUAUAUCUUACGAUUUUUUAUUCAACCAUUAUUAAAUUAUUCUCAAACUCUUCGACAAGCAGCAUUUCGUCGAAUUUCACAAACAGGUAUUACAUAUCGAUCAGACAAAAUUUAUGAUUAUGGUGCAUCAGCAGGAAAUUUCCAUAAAAAUACUCCAUUGCCCGGUGAUCGUUUUCCAUAUGUUAUUUUUGAUUCAUGUCAUUAUCAUUUAGUUAUUUUCGAAAGUCAACAAUUAACAAAAGUAUCUCAAUUUAUUCAAUUUAUUAAAACAAAUUAUCCCGAAAUUAUUCAAAUUCAUGAUGUUCAUAAAGAAAACAUUCCAUUACGAUUUCAAGGUGCUAUUCUUAUUCGACCUGAUGGAUAUAUUGCUUAUCGAACAAUUGUAUUUGAUACAAAUCAUUUUCGAGCAUAUUUUGCUCAAUAUUUUCCUCAAGCAAUAGUGAUAUAA
Adineta steineri is the source of this 1575-nucleotide messenger RNA. NCBI's taxonomy places the organism in Eukaryota, Metazoa, Rotifera, Eurotatoria, Adinetida, Adinetidae. The record is from the annotation of a GenBank genome assembly.